AUGGCUGAGGAGGGCCCGAAUAUCGGCACAGCGGAUCACAGCGCCGGGCUGGGCAUGGCUGAGGAGAGCCGCAAAUCUAACAUGCAGGAUUCCGGCGCCGGGCUGGGCACGACUGAGGGGAGCCGCAGCGGCGACCCCCAGGAUAUCUCCCAUGUGCUGGCUAGAGCCUUUAAGGACCUGUACACUGGAGAUGUUUUUGAGGUGGACAUGGCAACAAACUGGAUUAAGUCCCAAGGAGGAGACAGUGUUUAUCAAGACAGUUACACAGAUGAGCUAGAGAAGCUUCUGGCUGAGUGCAAGAGCCGACUGACAGAAGCUGACAAAGCAGAAGAGGAAAUCAUUCAGGCCCAGGCCCGAGCAAAAGAUGAAGAGGAAAGGGUUCUAAAGCAGAUGAAGAUUCGUGCAGGGAAAUAUUUCCAUAAACUGGGGCUGCCUCCAGUGGCAUCCUCUUUUCAGUGGAUUGUGGACAAUGAACUUCUCAGAAAAAAUAAUUUAAUCUGUCCUGUGGAUUACAUCACUGAGAAAUUACCUGUUGCUAAAGCACCAAAAGGAGAAUCAGAACCUGGAUACCUGAAAGGGGCACGUAAACAACGUGCUUUUUCACUGGAUGAGAGUGUCUACUUAACUGACAGUGUGACAAGUGCAUCUUCAGCUCUGUCCUCUGUCCAAGACUCCAGCCUUGAGGCUAAAACCAUCAGUAAGAAAACUAAAGACUCACAGAAACAAGCCAGGAAAGAGAGUAAGUCCUGGAAAGCAGAGGAAUUAAAUGAGUACCUCUCCAGACUUGAGAAAAGACAGAAUUACUUGAAGAAUCCACGCUUUUUCCCACCAAAUACUCUGGAUGGAGGCAAAUCUCUUGUAAUUUCUCAAGAAAAAGUGGAAGAAAUCAUAGCCAGAAGAAAAGCAGAAGAUACCAAAGGUGAUACCUCAUUUGUUCCUGUGUUUCUUGCCAGUCCACCUUCUGUCCUGUUUUUGUAUGAUAAAGCUGGGCAGGUUUAUGAGAUGACUGUAGAGCUACGGAACAUCACUUCAACAGGUCAACAUGUAAGACUUAUCCCUCCCUCUACUUCAGUAUUUUUCAUUUGGCCAGGAAAAUAUCCAGGAAAGGGAGGAAUGAUUGCUCCUGGGAUGGCAUGCCAGUAUACAGUCCAGUUUAUUCCUGAAUAUCUGGGAGAGUAUGAAGAUCAUAUAUUAGUGGAGAGUCAAGUAUCAGAAUCUUUUGUCAUCCCAAUCCAAGCUAAAGUAUCACUUCCAGUAUUAACAUUGCCUGACUUUAUAGACUGUGGUUCCUGCCUUGUUGGAGGAAUAAAAACAACAGCAAUUUUGUGCAGAAAUCAGGGAGUUAGGACUGGGAAGUUCUCUAUAAUGCCAGGGAAAGCCUGGCCAGCUCCUGAUUCUGGGGUGGCUGCCACUGCUGAUUUUGUGAUACAGGAUCCUUUUGGGAUCCAGCCUGCUGUUUUGGAGCUAGCUCCAGGGCAGAGUGCAACAGUACAGGUAGUGUUUUUCCCUUCUUUGCCAGAAGCCUCACAGCAAACAUUCACCAUUUUGUGUGACAAUUAUCCAAUCAAUUAUGUUACAGUCACAGGGCUUGGAGAGGUGAUUGCUCUGGAGCUUUUGUUUGUCACAGGUGGAGAAAGCAAAGCUCAGCUGGGUGAAGUCACUGAUGCAACAGCACAGCACCUCAUACGUUUUGAGCCCCAAAACCCACAGAGCUCUAAGGAGAAGAUCCUGGUUAUAAGGAACUCCACCCAUCUAGAACUUCCCUUCUUCUGGCAGAUAACAAAGCCUAAUCUGAAACCAUUAAUACCAGAAGAAACUGUAGACUUUACAGAGGUCAAAAACAAUCAAGACCCAGAGUCAGCCUUCUCCCUAAAUCCUAAGCAGGGAAUUUUGCUUCCCAAUGCAGAUCAUGAGUUUAUUCUCACUUAUGCUCCACAGGAGCUGAAGAGUUACCACAGUGUGAUGCAGAUGGUAGUCAGGGACAUCCCAGAAUCACCUUGUUUAGUAGAAGAGAGGAUGCUUCAAAACAUCCCAGGAUGCAGAGCAGAGGAUGUAAUAGCACUGGAAAUAGAAGUUAAAGGCUUAACAGAACCAUUUCAUCUUCUUCUGGAACCAUAUGCCAUUAUUAUCCCUGGAGAAAAUUUCGUUGGUGUAAAUGUCAAGAAAACAUUUAAGCUGUGGAACAACAGCAAAACAUUGAUCAAGUACACAUGGGAGAAAAUCACAGACUCUGAGAUCAUCGAAGUUGAACCUCGUACUGGUGUCAUAGAUGUGAAUAAAUGCUGUGAAUUUGUACUGGCAAUUUCUGGAAGCAAACCUGGGGUCAUCAGCCGUAACCUGCCCUGUCACAUUGAGCUGUGUCCAGAGCCAGUUAUGCUGCAUGUUGAGGCUGCUUUUAAGGGUCCAUUACUUUGUAUUGAUGUUCCAUCACUCCGGUUUGGUUUGACUAAGCAGGGUGAGACUGUGUCAAGAACCUUUGAGAUUAAUAAUCUCUCUCAGGUGCCAGCACAGUGGAGGAUGCAAGAAAGCCAGGUUUUUCUAGCUCAAAGAAAUGAAGAGGUAUCCACCUUCACCAUCCAGCCAUCAGCUGGGAAAAUUCCUCCUUUGGGUCUAUGCACAGUUUCAGUUCACUUCACAGCACUGCAGUGCCAGCGUCUCCAGACAGUGCUGGAACUGGAGGUGGAAAAUGGAGAAGGAAGUCAUCUUCCUGUUUUUGUUGAAGUUCAGACCCCCCAAGCAUGCCUGAUAUCUAGUCAUCUAGUAUUCACUGAAAUUUAUACUGGAGUUCCUGUCAAAGCAACCAGUAAACUUUUUAACCAGACACUGCUGCCAGCAAAAUACUUAUGGGGAAAGCCCAUUGGAAGCCAGGCAGCUUCCUGCUCCAUCGUGGUGUCCCCUGCCAGUGGCACCUUAGGCCCAAAUGAAGAGAAGGAAUUCUGCAUUGAGCUGUCAUCUAACACUGUGGGUGAGCUGAAAGACCUGACACUUUCCUGUAGCAUAGAAGACAUGGCUGAGCCCCUCUUCCUGAGCAUUUCUGGAGAAGUGAAGGGACUACAUGUCACCUACUCAGUACCUUCUGGCAGUGGAGUUGACAGUGGUGAAGGACAAAUGCCACAAAGCCCACGUGAGCUUCUUUUGGACUUUGGGUCUGAAGUUGCACUCCAAGAUGUUGUGAAGCAUCAGCUGAUUCUAACAAAUCUCACUGCAAUCAGUGUUCCAUUCACACUGGAAGCUGAGUAUUUUAGUGCCUGUUUGGUGCCUCCAGAACAAGGAGCCUGCCCCUACCUGGUGAAAAGAAGGGGGCCUGUCACAGAGCAUGCAGCCAGAAAAGUAAAGUCAGAGUUUGCAGCAGCGUUGCUGUCUCAGGGGAAGGGAGCAGCUUUCCACAUCCAACCUUCCACAGGAACUCUGGAAGCUUUCCAGCAGCUCACCAUAGAAAUAGCAGCUUACAACAACAUGUGGGGAGAGUACCAGGAUAACCUGGUCUGUAAGGUGGGAGACUUACAACCUAAAUUAAUUCCUAUGCAAAUGACUGUGAAAGGCUGUCCAAUCUUCCUGCAGAUGACAGGACCAAAACCAGAGCCACCCAUUAUCAGGUUUGGCACUCAAGUCUCAGGAGGGUCCCCUGUGCUUCGGAGGGUCCAGCUCAACAAUCCCAGUCCCUUUGACAUCCGCCUGGACUUGGAAGUUUACAACCAAGAGCCAGAUGAUGAAAAGCUGGUGGACCUCUUGGUGCUCUUUGGAGACCCUUUUCCUCCUGUGGACAUGGCUGGAGAUGAGGCUGCAUCAAGUGGUAGCACCUCAGAGUCAGAGGUCCCUUCAGGUUCUGACAGCAAAGAGAUGGAAAUCAGCAGUCAGGAGUCUGCAGGAGAGAAAAAUAUCUCUGUACUUAUCCGACCUCAUGAGGGGGUGCCUGCAGACAUCCCCUACUCCGUUGCUCCAAGGCAGAUUGUGGUUCCAGGAGGUGGCAGCAGCGACGUUUACAUCUCCUUCACCCCGCUCGUCCUCCCGGACACCGAGGCUGAGCUGUGUUGUGACGGGCUGUUGCUGGGCUUCAUGAGCCUGGACGACAAGCUUGCAAGGAGGGUGCCCAGCAAGGUGCGGCGCAGUCACGGCUAUGGAGCUCCACCCUUACGAGUGCACAUGGAGGCUGUCCUGAGGCAUCCCCUGUUAGAAGUGGAGAUGGAUCACGAUAGAGGAAUGGUGUUUUAUUCAGUGGCGAGUGAUCUCCUGCCUGCUAAGCCUUUUUUUGGAGUUUUGACAGAUGCAGUAAUUACUCAGAGUUUGAAACUCAUGAAUUGUACCAAGAUUCGGCUGUACUUCAGGCUUUUUCUGUCUACACCCUCUAUGCCCUUCAGCCUCUCCAGCACAGAUCCCAAAAAGAACACUGAAACAUCCCACAGCAAGAAGGAGGAAAGGGAACAGCAACUGCAACAUGUACUUUAUCCACAGCAAAACAUGCUGGUGAAAGUGUCAUUCCACACAAAUCUGGAGCUACUCAGGUAUCAGCAUUUGCCAGAGACCCAGCUGCUUCCUGGAUGCCAAGUGCUCCAGCUGGAGAGUGGAGAGAGAAAGCUGAAGUUUAAUCAAAAUCUGGUCAUUGAGCACAGUAAUUACACUUCCCAGCUGGUCCCAUUGACUGCCUACCUCACUGUUCCAGUCCUGGAGCUCUCCUGUGACAGGAUUGAUUUCCAGACCUGCUUUGUUGCACAGACCAAGACAGAACAUGUCUUCCUGUAUAACAGGAGUGGCUGCAGAAGCUACUGGACUGCUUUGCUGGAUGAACAGAAAAGCCCUAAGGCCAUGCAAGUAUUUUCCAUCUUCCCAACUAAAGGCAUUUUGGAGGCACGUGAAGGGGAGGCACCUACCAGAGAGAUUCUGCAGAUCAGCUUUGCUGCAAGGAGCAACACUGACUAUGAAGCUAUUGUGACCAUUUCUGGAAUGCUGGAAGAGAAGCCUUGCAAGCUGCACCUCAGAGGGCGAGGAGUGCACCAUGAGAAGGUGCCUUAAGCAGGACAAUGUGGGACAAAUGUCAAGGUAACAGGUUGGAUGCA
Messenger RNA from Onychostruthus taczanowskii (white-rumped snowfinch), 5054 nucleotides. It is a transcript of the gene DLEC1, whose product is annotated as DLEC1 cilia and flagella associated protein. Gene Ontology annotation, biological process: negative regulation of cell population proliferation. The transcript has 38 exons. NCBI's taxonomy places the organism in Eukaryota, Metazoa, Chordata, Aves, Passeriformes, Passeridae. Bases 1 to 5010 code for a protein of 1669 amino acids. The record is from RefSeq and is a predicted model, not a curated record.